Molecule: messenger RNA, 2295 nt
Organism: Plasmodium malariae
Lineage: Eukaryota; Apicomplexa; Aconoidasida; Haemosporida; Plasmodiidae
Product: pre-mRNA-splicing factor CLF1, putative
Exons: 6
Coding region: 1-2295 (764 amino acids)
Biological process (GO): mRNA splicing, via spliceosome; spliceosomal complex assembly
Cellular component (GO): Prp19 complex; U2-type catalytic step 2 spliceosome; precatalytic spliceosome
Molecular function (GO): protein binding
Source: RefSeq, a predicted model, not a curated record
AUGAGUGUAAAUAGUAAGAAGGUGCAGGUGAAGAACAAGAGCGCGGCCGACAUUCAGAUAACGGCAGAACAGCUAAUAAACGAAGCGCUAGAUUUAGAAGAAGUUGAGAGGAAGGUAAACUACAAUUUAAUUGAUGAGGACGAAUUAAAUGAAUAUAAGAUAACUAAAAGGAAAGAAUUUGAAGAUAAGAUAAGAAAAAGGAGGUAUUUAAUAAGUACCUAUAUAAAAUAUGCUCUUUGGGAAAUAAAACAAAAAGAUAUAAAAAGAGCUAGAUCUAUUUUUGAAAGAGCUUUAAAUAUAGAUUAUACAAACAAGAAUUUAUGGUUAAAAUAUGUAGAAGUUGAGUUAACAAAUAAAAAUAUUAACAGUGCAAGGAAUUUACUAGAGAGAGUAGUUUUAUUAUUACCAUUAGAGAAUACCUUUUGGAAGAAAUAUGCACAUUUAGAAGAGAUUUUAAAUAAUUUUGUAAAUACUCGAAAUAUAUACGAAAGAUGGAUUAAAUGGAAAAUAGAUGAAACAUCGUUUUUAUGUUAUAUUAAUUUUGAAGAAAGAUGUAAAGAAAUAAGUAAAUGUCGAGAAAUAUUCGAAAGACUUAUUGUUAGUAUACCCAAACUAGAGUGUUUUUAUAAAUUUAUUAGAUUUGAAAAGAAAUAUAAAAAUAUUGAUAGAGCUAGAGCAUGUUUUGAAAAAUGUAUACAAUUAUUUCCUUCCUCAUUUUUAGAUGAAAAUUUCUAUAUAUACUUUUGUAAUUUUGAAGAAGAAAAUAAUGAGUAUGAAAGAUGUCGAAAAAUAUAUAUAGAAGCCUUGAAGAGGUUACCAAAAGAUAAGAGUGAGCUUUUAUAUAAAAACUUUUUACAAUUUCAAAAAAAAUAUGCUAAUAAAGAAGAGUUAGAUCAAACUCUAAUAUUAAAAGAAAGGAUAUACUAUGAGGAAGAAUUAAAAAAGAGUCCAGCUGAUUAUGAUAUAUGGUUUAAUUAUAUUAAACUAGAAGAAUCUAAUAUUAAUUUAAUAAAUAAAGACAAGUCUAUUGUUCGAAUAAGAGAAUUAUAUGAAAGGGCAAUAUGUGUUGUGCCUUUAGUAUCAAAUAAAAAAUUUUGGAAAAGAUACAUUUAUAUAUGGAUUAACUAUUCUAUAUUUGAAGAAUUAUAUGCUGAGAAUAUAGAAAGAGCUAGACAAGUGUAUAAAAAUAUUUUUAAAAUUUUAAGUAAGCAAAAUUUUACAUUUAAAAAGAUUUAUAUUCUUUAUGCUAAUUUUGAAUUAAGGCAAUUAGAAAUUCAAAAUGUAAGAUCUAUAUACAAUCAUGCAAUUGAAAACGUGAAGAAGGAAAAAAUAUUUGAAGAAUAUUGCGAUAUAGAAUUGCGUCUAGGUAACAUCAAGGAAUGUAGAGAAAUUUACGCUAAGUAUGUGGAAUCCUUCCCCUUCAACUCGAAGGCAUGGUUAUCAAUGAUUAACUUUGAGCUCUCAUUGGAUGAAGUUGAGAGGGCUCGGCAGAUCGCGGAAAUAGCUAUACACUUGGAUGAUAUGAAGCUGCCUGAACUGAUAUGGAAGAAUUACAUAGACUUAGAAAUAAACCUACAGGAGUAUGAAAGGGCGAAGAACCUUUAUGAGAGGUUAUUAAAUAUAACUCAACAUUAUAAGGUUUACAAAAGUUAUGCGGAGUUUCAAUACAUCUACUUCGAUGAUAUAAUUCGGUGUAGAGAAAUUCUGGAGGACGGAAUUGAAUUUUGCAAAAAGAAUGAAUUAGCGAAUGAAAGAUGUAUAUUGAUAAACUUUUUAUAUGAAAUUGAAAAGGAUUAUGGAGAUAAAGAAGUUAUUGAAAAAACUUCAAAAAGAUUACCCAAAAAAGUUAAGAGGAAAGUCAUCAAAAAUAAUGAGGAUGAAAUGGUCGAGGAAUAUAUCACCUACGUUUUCCCUGACGACGGAAACCAAUCACAAGUAAAAAAAAAUAUUAAUGAACAGUUCAACAUGAAGAUACUACAAAAAGCCCUGGAAUGGAAGAAGCAAAUGGAAGAGAGGAAGAAGAAGGAAGACGAAGAGAAGCGAAGAGAGAAAGAUAAGGAAGAAAAACAGGAAGAAGAGGAUGAGGAAGAAGAGGACGAGGAAGAAGAGGACGAGGAAGAAGAGGACGAGGAAGAAGAGGACGAGGAAGAAGAGGACGAGGAAGAAGAGGACGAGGAAGAAGAAGAUGAGGAAGAAGAGGACGGGGAAGAAGAAGAUGAGGAAGAAGAGGACGGGGAAGAAGAUGAGGAUAAUGAAAAAGAGAAUAAGGAAGAACAGAAAGAGGAAGAAAGAUGA